This is a messenger RNA of Malaya genurostris, 4049 nucleotides long. RefSeq names its product mucin-2-like. Lineage: Eukaryota; Metazoa; Arthropoda; Insecta; Diptera; Culicidae. Bases 742 to 3087 code for a protein of 781 amino acids. The transcript is spliced from 3 exons. The record is from RefSeq and is a predicted model, not a curated record.
UUUUCCUCAGUCGGAAAGCGAUAUUCAAAGCGAACGGACGCAAUUCCGGGAAGUUCCGAGUUGAAAAAUUUAAUAAAAAAUAAAACGGUCCCCAACGACUGGCGAAACCGGACGAGUCAGGCGGACUGAUCAAACAACCAACCUGACCUAGAACUACUUAAUCUGCGGGAGGGGAAGAAUAAAUCUGAAAACGGCAUUCGAUCGUGUGAUAUUAGCCUACCAAUCAGUGGCUCUCUGGAAUUACAAGAACUAGGCCGUUAUUAGAAAAGAAGAAUCAGUGGAAAAUAAGACAGUGAUUGACCGUUUCUAAUCGAGACAGCUCGCGCUGUUCUUGGUGUAACGAGGAUCAGCCGUAUCGAUCCGAGAAUCCGAAUGUAGAAAACCCGAAAAUACUACUGAAAAAAGUGAAAAUUUUAAUUCUUUCAUUAGGAAAAAAAGAUCAAUUUUCGCAAAGCAAACAGUAAAGAAGAAAAAAAAGGCGAUCUGUCUUGUUUGCCAGAAAAGGCUAAUGACUCUUUGCUGAACCUCUCUCCAAAGGGGAAAACUUCUAUCCGUGCCUUAGUUUAUGUUGGGAAGAAAAAAAGUUGUGGUAAAGCGCAAGCAAGAUCCAGCAGAUCCCGAGCAGCAGCAGCAGCAGCAGCCAGUAACAACUUGGCCAGCGUUUCAAGACUGGACUGAGAGCGCGCACAUUCCAGGGCGCACAUACAAGAGAGACACAAGUGGGAAGGUAAAAAUAACGCGAUGAAGCAUAAAUCCAUUUUACUGCUGCUAUGUCUUCUGGUGGGACCGGCACUAGCCAUGCCGAAUAUGGAACCAAUCUACACCCGUGGCAACAGAAAUCCACUGGAAGUGACCGAAGAAUUCAUCGCAACGACAAACACGCUACCAACGAUUGGAUCCAAAGAGGAAGAUCAAACGACGAUCGGAAGCAGCUCACCACCAGCGCCACAAUCGAAGUUUGCAGCUGAAUCGAAGACACCAACUACGACAGCAGCUCCAGCUACUGUGCAGGAGGUCAAUAGCAGCCCACUGUUCAAACGACAGGAGGUACCACUGAAAGCAAAACUCGCCACCUCGGGAUACGUCGUAUCUACCAGUACUAAAAUCCUAACUAGUGCAGGUAUCCAACAUCUACCGAAAGCUUCCAGCAAUGAAGGAAAAGGCCACGAAAAUGUUGGUUCCUACGAAAAGCUCCCUAGAAAUAAUGGCGUCGCCGAACCAUUGUCCGAUGAAGACUACCCGAAAGAGCUUGGCAAACCGGUGGAACAAGGUUCAAUCAAGCUACAAACCACUACACCAAAAGAGGGCUUGUCCACGUGGGUUCUACUCAGCGGCAGCAAUUCUGUAACUUCAACUGAAUCGAAGAAAGAAAUUGUGAACACAACGAAGAAACCUUACACUAGCACAACUAGACGUCCGGCGACGACCAGCGGCCGUAAGCCUGUGACAACACCACGUAGACGAACGACCACCAACACGCGUUCUACCCCAAUCAUAUCGGAAGAGAAAAAGGAGAAGAUCAACAAAUUUAUCAAUCGUAUAAAAGCAAGUUCACUGGAAGGCAUAAAACCAAAAGUGGAUAACAGUACAUUGAUCACCAAAAAGCCAAAGAAACCAAUCGCAACUACUUCGACGACUACGACUCCUGCAACGACGACGACGACGACGACGACUUCUACAACUACGGAAUUGACCCUUACAGAAUCAUCCCUUGGUAGUACGUCUUCGGAUGAACGUCCCGAUGAUAAUGCUCUGGAAACCUCAACCUUCUUGAUUUUGGAACCAAAAGAUGCUUUGUUCGACUUACCGGAAGAUCGCUCGCCAACCAAGGUUGCUAAGAAGAAGCCUAUCCGUAAGAAUGGCACGGCCACGAAGAAAAAGAAUUCGAAAAAGAAGCCCGAAGAAAAAGACGCUCUCGGUAAACCGGGAGACAAAGGAAAACCGACAAAGAGUAAACCGAUGACAACGCAGAUAAUGAACUUCCUAUCACGGGAAGUUAUGCCAACGGUUGGAGUCGGCCUUGUUGGACUGGUUAUUACAGCUGGUCUAGCAUCGUACUUCUUAGGUAGCCCACUAACGGCAGCACUACGUAGGUCGGACGAAACCAAUCGGAAAGAUGAUGUAUAUUUCUCAAACUAUGAGGACUAUGCCACGACCGAUGGCCAGAAUGAGGAGGAAGUUUUUGGAAAGCUGAUCGCUGGUAUGCCGGAGAGAUCAUACUACCGCAACAAUAUUCGUCGGCGUAUCAGCCAACCGGCUCGAACCGGUCAUCAGUACGGGAACUAUCAUGUACAAAGUUACUCCGCCAAUAAGUAUCCUCACAUCAACUAUCGAAACCGGCCAGCGUAUGCCGGAACUCCGGAAAUGUACGCCAUGUACAAUAGAAACGCUCAGGCGAAGUCUCACAACGAAUUCUAUUACAAUACCCCACCGAGCUAUCAGACAAAGAUGAGUUCACCGGCGUUUACUCCUACGGAGAGUCCAGUAUAUACUACGACGUCGACGACACAGACUCCAUUGACAAGCGCUGACCCGGUGUCAGCAUCGGUCGAAGGCAUGGACGAUCCGGAGGAAUCCGAACCCGAGAUGCUGCCGAAUCCAGCCGCUUACACGGCGGAGCACAGGCCGGAACAUCACGCGCAGUACGUAGUGGGCAGCGUUUACCAUCAGGAUAACAGCAUGCUAGACAUCAUCACGUCCGCACCGGUACCGGAACAUGGUCCUCGUCGUCGAAAACGUGAUCUAAGCGUAGAACAAACUGAAAAUGACCAUGAUAAUGAAAUUUCCGGAAGUGAAGAGCAGAAACCAAUCUCCUCGAUCAAUUCGGCAAUGGCCACAUCCUCUGAGGGGGCUGACCUGAACGGUAGCAAUGCCGUUACCGAGGAGGAUAAAAUUGCAAUCGUCGAACCCCUGCCUGCCGACGAACGACCGAUCACUUGGUCGGAAUUGAUUCGCAACACGGUUGAAAUGAAGAUGGUUAUGGGCAUUAAACUGCUGCAGCAGGUGACUUCGCAGUUCCAGAGAUAUCUGAACGGCGUUCAGAAUCGUGUCGGUGGUGUCUUUAACCAGACUACGGUACGCCAGUGAUCUCCGGUAUUUCAAAAUUUAGCUAGGCGCUAAACGGAAUACUCCUAGGCUGAGCUUUUCUAGAUGUAAAAGAACGAUUAUUGUCGAGUUACGAGGACACGAGUUUGAGGAUUGAAUUCUCGUUGAUACGCGCUUGUUGUAAUGAAUUCUAUGAGCUUUACCUGACUCUUUUGACUCUAUCUAUCGAGAAAGGUAAUACAGAUAAAAAGAUAAAUUUGCUGUUCACUUUGGACACGUCAUCACAUGAUCGGACUGAGAAUUUGUAUUUGGAAACAUAUUUUAACUUAAUUGCAGCCUACAAACAAUAAGAAAAAAAAAUGCUCGAUGAGAAUUAUCUCCUGAUCUCGUAUCUUAAACUAUUCGCGAUCUAUCCCAGUUUGUCCAUGGAAAGCAAGAAUCAUGCUGAGGAACUGAUCCUGCUUUCCAUGCUUUUUGUUGAUAUGGAAACCGCCUCGGCCUGCUAGGAAGGAGCCAGUUUCGAACCUUUUUGAUUCAUCCCUUUUUUGUUUCGUACACGAAUGGACAGCAGCUAGCUUGUACUGAGGAAUUCGGAAAUAAAAAAAACGAGUACGACGAUAGUGUUUUGUUUUUCGGAAUUGUUGUACAUACCUACAAGACAUGUGCUGUUUAGUUAUGUUUUUUUUUUUAUUAAGCGUACUUAACUAAUUUGUGUUUUAUCUUGAAAUUAAUUAUUUAUUAUGAAAUAUAUAUAUUUAUAUAACGAGACAUUUUUAAUAUAAUAAAUAAAUAAAUAAAUAAAAUGAAAUUCGUCGAUAAUUACUUUAAUCAGUCCAAGUAGGAGCCUUACGGUAAACUAGGCAUAAUAUUUAGAUUUUCUCGGGUUAGAAAGACAGUCCUGGGUGUUGAGUUUAAAUUAACUAUUUUAGUAUAGGUAGACUGUUUUUUGCUUUCUAUGAUAGAACCACGAUAACGAUUGAUUACGAUAUUGGAUCGAAGUGCUA